AUGGGGGUGAUGCACCACGCGGUUGUCAAAGUUUGGACGGACAAACCUGUCAGGAUGGAGGCCCUGGAACUCGCCUUGGGGAAGAUCUGGUGUCCCUUGAAGGGAGUGGAAUUUAGGGAUCUAGGAGAGAACCGCUUCCUGGUCACCUUUCUUCAAGGCCCGCGUAAGAAGAGAGCUCUGGAGGAUGGUCCCUGGAUGUUCGGGAAAGACCUGGUGGUGGCGGCGGAAUUUGAUGGGGCGAAGACAAUUAAUGAGAUCGAAUUCUCGUCCAUUCCAAUUUGGGUAAGAGUGAAUAAGAUGCCAUUGGGAAUGAUGAAGAAGGCGGAGGGGGAAGUGAUUGGGGGAGGUGCUGGCGUGGAUGCAGAUGAGGACGACAUGGCGAUUGGUCAGUUCAUGCGGUUCAAGAUCAGACUAGAUAUCAGGAAACCUCUUAUGAGCGGAGUGACAAUUGACUUGGGUGAAGGCGAUGCUGAAAAACCAAUCUGGUGCCCGCUAUGUUAUGAAUUUUUACCCAUCUUUCGCUACACAUGCGACAUCAUUGGGCAUACGGAUCGACUGUGUGAGAAGCAAGUGGAGAAGAGGAAAAUUGAGGGCUUGAUGGGUGAUCGACCUGUAGGCCAGAGCUCAUUGCAACCUUGGAGGGUGUCUAGAGGAAGAGGCAGCGGGGCAGUUCUGGUAGCUGGGAAAGCGGAGGACGACGGGGGAGUGAUGCACCUAGCUGGAGGAAAGAAGGGGAGGGUGAUAGAUGGAGGAAGGAAAAGGGGAGGGAGGACGAAGAGGUCACCAGCCCGCUGA
Messenger RNA from Miscanthus lutarioriparius, 795 nucleotides. Lineage: Eukaryota; Viridiplantae; Streptophyta; Magnoliopsida; Poales; Poaceae. The record is from the annotation of a GenBank genome assembly.